This is a messenger RNA of Selaginella moellendorffii, 439 nucleotides long. Its product is annotated as DNA-directed RNA polymerases II, IV and V subunit 9A. Gene Ontology annotation, molecular function: nucleic acid binding; zinc ion binding; DNA-directed RNA polymerase activity. Bases 59 to 406 code for a protein of 115 amino acids. The record is from RefSeq and is a predicted model, not a curated record. Lineage: Eukaryota; Viridiplantae; Streptophyta; Lycopodiopsida; Selaginellales; Selaginellaceae. Gene Ontology annotation, biological process: transcription-coupled nucleotide-excision repair; DNA-templated transcription; maintenance of transcriptional fidelity during transcription elongation by RNA polymerase II. Gene Ontology annotation, cellular component: RNA polymerase II, core complex. The transcript has 4 exons.
UUAUCACUGUUACUUCCCAGCCCUAACGUGCAAAGGGGAAAAGGAAACUCCCGCAAGGAUGAGUACCAUGAAGUUCUGCCGGGAAUGUAACAACAUCCUGUAUCCCAAGGAGGACCGGGAUCAAAAGAUCUUGCUGUAUGCCUGUCGGAACUGCGACCACCAAGAAGUAGCGGACAAUAACUGCGUGUACAGGAACGAAGUCCAUCACAGCGCUGGGGAGCGUACGCAAGUCUUGCAGGACGUUGCGUCGGAUCCUACGCUACCGCGUACAAAAUCUGUUCGAUGCGUCAGAUGCAAGCACGGAGAAGCCGUCUUCUUUCAGGCAACCACAAGAGGAGAGGAGGGGAUGACUCUUUUCUUUGUCUGUUGCAAUCCCAAUUGUGGUUACCGAUGGCGAGAUUCAUGAUCUCGAUCGCUGGUCACUCACCGAUUACAAUAA